AUAUGGACAGUAUUGCUUACUAAUAAUGUCUUUCUAACUUCUUUACAUCCAGCAGUUCAAGUUCAUACAGCGAUUACGAUUUACAUCUGCAGUGAAGCCAUAGAAGUUCAUCGGUAAAGGCAAGAAUUGCAAACAUGGAAGUGAAGGUUGUCAAAGAGGAGAAUGACAACAUGAGUGAGCCAUGCAAAGAGGAACAAAGAGACCUGGUGGAAGUCAAAGAAGAAAGCGAAGAGCUGAGUGAAGUGGAGAAACAUGAAUUUGUCACCGGAGAGCAUUCUUCUAAUAGCUCACAGAUAGAAAAGCCUGGAGAUGUCUUCACCUGCCCUCAGUGUGGAAAGAGUUUCAGAGUGAAAGGAAACCUUAAAGCUCACAUGAGAGUUCACACCGGAGAGAAGCCGUUCAAAUGCCCUCGUUGUGGGAAGGGUUUCAAACAUAAAGGACACGUUCGCACUCACAUUAGAAUCCACACCGGAGAGAUGCCUUUCAAAUGCCAUCAAUGUGGGAAGAGCUUCAAUGAAAGAGGAAACCUUAAGGCUCACAUGAGAUUUCACACCGGAGAGAAGCCGUUCAAAUGUGAGCAGUGUGGAAAGACAUUCACAACUAACAAGGGCCUUAAGACACACAAACAAAACUACACUGGUGAAUGUGAAAGGCCGUAUAGCUGCCGUCAAUGUGGAAAGAGUUUCUCAACAAAAAUAAACCUUAAAAAUCAUAUACUAAUUCACACUGGAGAGAGAGCCUUCACAUGCCAUGAGUGUGGAAAGAGUGUCAAAAGUAAAAGAGAACUUCAGGGACACCUAAGAAUUAAUUCUUCUGAGAGACCUUACUCAUGCAGUCAGUGUGGAAAGACUUUCAAAUGGCCAAAGACUUUCAAAAAUCACAUGGUCUCUCACGCUGGAGAGAGUCAGAUUAACUGUGAUCAGUGUGGCGAAAAAUUUAGUCUGGCAGAAAACUUACAGACACAUGUGAAAAUUCAUGCCAAUGAGAGGCCUUACUUGUGUUCCUUCUGUGGAAUGAGAUUUCCAUGACUGGACUAUUUGAAAGAGCACCAGAAACUACAUUCAGGUGUGAACACUCACGUGUGCUCCGAGUGUGGGAAUAUCUUCGCUAGUACCACCUGUCUGAAAGAGCACAGAAAAAUCCACAUAGGAGAGAAACCUCACAAGUCAGGAGAAAAACCUCACAAGUGUUCACAGUGUGGGAAGAGUUUCUCUCGGUCGGCACACCUGAAGACACAUGAGCGAGUGCACACAGGAGAGAAGCCGUACCAAUGACCUCUGUGUGGGAAGAGUUUCAGCACAUCGAGUGCUCGACUGAGACAUAGCACAAAUAACUGUCCAAAGCUGUCAGCGUUAGCACACUCCAUUUUCAAGUCUGACGUUUUUCAGUGCAGAGGUUUGAAAUCAGAUAAACUGCUCCUAAAUAAUAGAAAGUUAAUGCAAGCAUUCAAGUUUUUGAGCAGUCAAAAUUAUUUUGUUUCUGUUGAAGGGAUAUGCACGAAGAAAUGAAAAGUGAUCAUUCCAAGGCAAAAAGAGUUCUGUGUCCUGUUCAAAGCUUGACCAACAUCCUCAAUGAUCUGGUCAUAGUUGCUUUACAGUUCACUUUAAAAUGAAAAU
This is a messenger RNA of Megalobrama amblycephala (Wuchang bream), 1616 nucleotides long. RefSeq names its product gastrula zinc finger protein XlCGF7.1-like. Lineage: Eukaryota; Metazoa; Chordata; Actinopteri; Cypriniformes; Xenocyprididae. Bases 135 to 1028 code for a protein of 297 amino acids. The transcript is spliced from 2 exons. The record is from RefSeq and is a predicted model, not a curated record.